UUCAUUUCAUUACAAUAAUCCUGCUGAACGCGAUCACAACAGAAUCAAACUGCGGCUGCGAAGAAAAUAAAAUUCAUAAACAUGUUCAAACGAAAUUCUGUAUAUUUUUUCGUUUCUUCGAUCAUCUUACUCACUGCUGAAAUUCAAUGCUUUGAUAAUAAUGACUUGACUGCCAGUUUGAAUACUAUAAAUUCAUAUGCUACGCCAAACUCGAUUGAUAGUUUCAAAAAUGUGACAAAGGAAAAGUGUUUGAAAGUUUCGGGUAAUAUUGCUGCCUACGACGCCAUCGAACGGUCUGUGGGUGAAUUGAAAAAUUGUAUGUCAGGUUUGAUUGAUUUUAGUUUGUUGCACAAAGAAAUCGAAGAUGCAAAACCCACUGGCGAAUUGGACACUGUAUUCAAUAAAUACUGCCGAAAACGAGAUAUAGCUAUUGGAUGCUUGGAAAAUUUUACAACAACCUUGAAUCCUUGCCUGGAGCCAGACGAAAUCAAUACCAAAGAAACAAUUGUAAACAUUUUCAAAGGCAUCUUAAAGUUCGUUUGCUACAAAGACGGUGAUCAAAUUGCAUUGUUCAUAGCUGAAAAAGGACCUGAAUGUUUCGAAAAGAGCAAAGAUGCUUUGCUUAGUUGCAAAGACUCUUUGGUUAAUAGUUACAUGCCUUCGGGAACUGCUACUUCGGGAAGUAAUCAAUUGAAUAUUCCAACUGAAAUUCCACAAUUCGUUAUUGGCGAAAAGCAAUGCCAAGCAAUGGAUACGUUGCAGACAUGUGCUGUUGCAGCGUUGGAAAAAUGUGAAGAGUCAACACCAGCCAAUUUAGUUGAUGCAUUAUUUAAAUUUAUUCGCAAAGAAACACCAUGUGCCAAUAUAGCUCGAAGCAAUUAAAAUUAUUUCAUAUUCAAACUUUAUUGGAUUUGAGGUGAAAAGUUACAACAGUUUCUAUCGUAAUAAUUCAAUUACAAUAUGUUAAAUAUGUACAACUUUCAAUUUUUCAAUAAAAUAAUCUCCUAGGGGAAUUUAUCUGUUCGCGAAUAUA
Molecule: messenger RNA, 1033 nt
Organism: Contarinia nasturtii (swede midge)
Lineage: Eukaryota; Metazoa; Arthropoda; Insecta; Diptera; Cecidomyiidae
Product: 27 kDa hemolymph glycoprotein-like
Exons: 5
Coding region: 82-882 (266 amino acids)
Source: RefSeq, a predicted model, not a curated record